AUGCCUGACAUUGUGUUUCCCCCUUCUCCAGACGAAGAGUUGGAUCCUGAGGCAUCAGAGUUUGAUCUGGGCACAAAGAUCAAGACUCCUAAAGACACCAUGCUGGAGGAACUGUCUCUGUUGACCAACAAGGGAUCCAAGAUGUUCAGGAUGAGGCAACAGAGAGUGGAGCGCUUCAUCAUCACCAACGAGAAUAUGGUGAGGACAGGGAGACAGAGGGGGAGGGGAGGUCUGUUUGUCAGUGAGUGUCUUUGCACACUGAUCUGGCUUUGUGUGUCUGUGUGUGUGUGUAUGUGUGUGUGUGUGUGCGUGUAUGUGUGUGUGUGCGUGUAUGUGUGUGUGUGUGUGUGCGUGUAUGUGUGUGUGUGCGUGUAUGUGUGUGUGUGUGUGUGUGUGUGUGUGUGUGUGUGUGUGUGUGUGUGUGUGUGUGUGUGUGUGUGUGUGUGAAGGCCUAAUGCCAAGGGAGCCCCAGAGAGCUGAGUGUUUAAGUGUACCAGUGUGUGUGAGUGUGUGUGUGUGUGUGUGUGUGUAUGUGUGUGUGUGUGUGUGUGUGUGUGUGUGUGUGCUUAUCUGACUUUGUGUCCUGCCUCAUCUAGCAGAAACUCCAGCAGCUGGUUCCAUCCCUGGGGUGUGAGACGACAGCCCCACCACUCACUCAGGAACCUGAGCUCGGUAGAACUAAGCACUUUUACAUUCCAUUAGUUCAAUUGUCCCAAGCUAAAUCAAGCACACCUCAAGCAUGUGAAAGUAUUUGACAUUCAUAUGUGUUGAACGGCUGGUCUGAUAUCAACACGUGUGCGAUGGCGUUGUGUUUAUCUAGAGGAGGACAAGGAAGCAGAGAAAGAAAAGAGGAGGCAGCAGUAUGUGCGUACCUACGUGUCGCCAUGGGAACGGGCCAUGAGGGGAGACGAGUCCCUGACCUCUACCAUGCACCACCGCAUGGCUGGACCACAUACCCCCCACGACAUGCCCAAGUUCAAGAGCUUCAAUAGGUAAAACCUAGUCUAUAGUGUUGUCGGCUAUGACAUGGCCUUCAAUCUGCUGAUGUAACUACCAUGUAUACUGUACAUAAUGAUAGUAAUAUUUGAUUGACAGGACGGCCCUGCCCUAUGGCGGCUCCGAGAACGCGGGAGGCCACUUGACCUUCGAGCCUCCUGAGAUCUCAUUCGCCCCAGUGGAGGCGGAGUCCCUCCACUCCCUGCAGGGGGACAUUAGGUCCCGCCCCUCGUUCAACCGCACCCCCAUCGGCUGGGUGUGUAACCUGGAGGACAACUCACACAUCCACAUGGAGCUGGACAACAUGCUGCCCUUCGACGGAGAGACGGGCGAUCUGUAG
Coregonus sp. 'balchen' is the source of this 1336-nucleotide messenger RNA. Lineage: Eukaryota; Metazoa; Chordata; Actinopteri; Salmoniformes; Salmonidae. The record is from the annotation of a GenBank genome assembly.